UGUUAAAAGUCGGUCGAGUGUGCUGAGGAGUAGUGUGCUUUUUAAAAUCUCUAAACUCUGCUAAAAGAAUAUUGUGAAGCGCUCUCAAACAAAGCAUGACUAUUGCCGAACAAAAAUCUUGUACCAAUCGGCAGCAGCAGGGUCAGCUUUGUAAUAACAUAUAUCCUAAUCAACAAGUGCAACAAACUAUGCAGAAUAACAACCCGCAGCAGAAUACGUAUGCAAUUAAUUCAAGCAAGCCUCUAAAAAAACAAACUAGUGCGUUGGAUAAUAUUGCUUUUCAUCUCGGAAUUAAAGAUUCAGACAGCGAUCAAGCUAAUGAUCGAAAUCUUUAUGUAACACUAUCGUUGUUAGGUGUACUGUUCAUAGUAUUCAUUGCCAGUGUUACAGGAUUUUUUGUUAUGUGGUUCACUGAUGUAUACGACAAUUCACUAUUAGAGGUUGUUUUUGAUAUAUUCAUAGUAAUGAUAACUGCGGAAUGGUGGGAAAGACCUCCGGUCAACCCACUAUUGAAGGUACAUGUGUUCAAUUAUACAAAUGUUGAAGAGUUCAUCAAAGGAGAAGCAACGAAAUUAAAAGUAGUAGACCUGGGACCGUAUGUAUAUCACGAAACAGCAGAGAAAGUGAACGUUUCAUACAACGGUGAUGGAACUAUAACUUAUAAGGAACGGCGAUCUUACCAAUUCUUGGCGAAUCAAUCUAGCGGUAUGCAAUAUGAUAAAGUCGUAAUUCCAAAUGUACCAAUGCUUACUGCUGUUUCGAAAUACUUUCAUGAGUCAUUCUAUAAAAAAAUGAUUUUAAAUACCGCACUGAACAGUGUUAAUGCUGUUCCAUUUAAAACACUUCCGGUUGAUUCUUUCUUGUGGGGUUACGAGGAUGAACUUUUAAACCUGGCAAAAAAAUUCUCUUUCGACAGUGAAAUAUCAUUUGAAAAGUUUGGAAUCCUAAUGACGCGGAAUGGAACCAGUGCUGAAACAUUUACGAUAUACUCAGGCGAAACAGAUUUGAAACAAUUGGCUAUUAUAAAGGGGCUAGAUGGAAAAUCUUCGUUAGAUUUGUGGACUACAGACGAAUGCAACCGAGUGGAUGGAACAGAUGGUUCUCAAUUUCCACCUCAUUUGAUGGACAAACGGCAGACUUUGUAUGUGUUUAUCAAAUCUUUAUGCCGAAAAUUUCCGUUGCAAUAUGAAAAAGAAGUAACUUUAUUUGACGGAAUUCCUGCAUGGCGAUAUAAAGCUCCUCUAGAUGUAUUUGCGCAUCCUAAUAUUAAUGUUGAUAACCAAUGCUUUUGUCAUCUCGGUUCGGCAUCUUGUCCACUAAGUGGAUUACUAAAUGCCACUCUGUGUUCAUAUGGAGCCCCUAUUUAUGCUUCAUUCCCACACUUUUAUACUGGUGAUGAAAAACUGCUGGAAACGGUUGAUGGUCUACACCCGCAGCGAGAAAAACAUGAAACUUAUGCCGAUAUUCACCCACGGCUAGCUUUUCCAAUCGAUGGUGCAUCACGAUUUCAGAUUAACGUUCAAGUGAAAAAGACUUCGUACAUUACAGCUUUAGAAAAAUUCGAAGACGGUGAUAUUCUACCAGUCGUUUGGCUGGAAGUAGUUCCGGGUGUAAUCUCAGAAGAACUUCGCAACAUGAUCUACCACAGCACCUUUAGUGCUAAUGCAAUUCAGUUGUCUUUCAAAUAUGGUUCACUUUUAAUUUGUGUGACCACGCUCGCGCUUCUAACCAUGGCGUGCUACUGCCGUACCAAAAAUAGUCCACAUGUUACAUACAGUUGUAACGAACAACCUACUCAAAAGAAAGAAAGUGAUGGUACACAGCGGUUGAACUCGUCGAAUGAAAUGAAGAACCAUGAUAUUUAAUAUUAAUAGAUAAUAUUUAAAAAUAAUUAGCUUAACAGUAUAACUCAAUUUAGAUCCAAUGAUGGUUGUACAUAACUGCUAGUUGAAGGUUACAAGUGAGUGUUAUCCUUUGUAGUGCCAACAAACAGAUGUUAGAGGGGAAUGUCCGAGACAGGACGUCUCAGAAAAGUAGAAAAGUUUGGUAUUUUAGAAGAAAAAUAAGGUAACUGUAACACAGAUACAGUUGCAAUCUGAUUAACAAUUAUUCUUAAAUCUCAUGAUUAAUGACUUAAACAACUAAGCAUACUUAACUAAGGAGGUAUACAUUGCGUUUUCAUAAACACUAAAAUCCAUACCGCACCGCCUGUAGCGCGGUGUAGAUUCCAGAAUCACAGAGUUUUGUUCAUGCUUAAAUUUGGGACCCUAUCAUUUCCUCCGCAAUAUUUAAUUCUGUAAGUAUAAAUUUUUCUGUAAUAUACAUACCCAAGGAACAAUUUUUGCUUAUUAAACGUUUCACCGACAGCUUUUAUUCAGCACAUGCUGUAUAGCUGCUUUUAAAGUAUAUCUAAACACCUCUGUUCAAUGCUUAUACAGUUGGUUUUGGAGAAUUUAAACAGCACAGUGCUGAAUAUGGACGUGGAAGAUGCGUUUGUAUGACUGUUAAUCAACGUAUAGUAAGACGUUUAUUCAGUACGCAUAAAGAUGUUUAUUAAACUGCUGCUAAUGACACUGAAGCUACGUUUAUUCCACAGCAGUUCAAUAUUUAGACAAGCAAAAAGAAUAAAAUAUGCAGGAAGUAGCUACUGUUAUUUUAUUUUGUGGGUUUCGUUAUUUUCAUGUUCACUUUUGUAUUCGUAUUUUUAUAAUUUAAUGAGAGACUUAGUAGGAAAUCGUUGGUUGACUCAAAAUUUAUCAAGCCUGCCAUUUACUUUUUUCAUUCAUCCGGAUUCGAACUUACAUCCUGACGAUCGGAAGCCAUCGACGAACACAUCUGAGAUAAUCUGACAGAUGACAGGCGCCGAGUUUUUAGCCGAUGUGUAUUUACCAGUUUAAGUUUGUCAAGCAUGGAACAAAAAUGGGCUAAAAUACAUUUAAGUGCUGAAGAGUAGUUUCUUAAAUCAUGUUUGGCAUCUGCUGUACAAGGUUGCUUUAGAAGCAUUUAUUCUACACAUAUUAAACAUUUAAUAAACUAUUUGUGCUAAAGUAUUUCGCUUGUACCACCAGCAAUACCAGCAACAUAACACACUCACAACGCAAAGUUUUUUUUCUCUUGAAUAUUGACGACGGUGAGCGGUGCUACUGAGUGAAAUUCACUGGAAACUGGAAAUCCAGAACUUUCGGCUAGCUGCGAACAUUGUGUGCGAUUGUUCAGUUAGUUAGCAGUGAUGUUAUUAGUUAGCAGCAGUAGUGAUUAGUUAACAGCAGAAGUGGUUCGUGCCAGUACCGCAGAGGAAUAGUACUUUUGUCACCCCGUCAUUAGUUUACGCAGAUAGUACUGCUUCCUGAGCUAAACGCUACGUAUAUUUGUCAUCGGAUCGGAUUUAGUUUUUUUUAUCUAAAAAACAAAAAGCAGCAGUUGAUGGCAAGAGCAGAAGUGGGUUUUUUGCGCACCGGCAGCGGGAGCUGAUCACGCGAUUACGGUACGGCGCUACCAGCAGUGGUGGUAUCGCCACUAUGCCACCCGACCAUAACAAUUCUGGUGGCUUUAGCCCGACGCAAUUCAUCUCGCUGAGCAAAUCUAUUGUGAGUAACUCGCAAAGCGUCAAGCAGAGCUGGUUGCCUUGGACGAGGGAUAACGACACGCCGAGGGAGAAGAUACAUACCGUCCAGACAACAACAAAUAAAAGGAUUGCCACGACCAGCAAAGACUUGUCUGCUAAAAGUGGUAAUGAAAAUUUUUUCUAUUCUUAAUCUGUAAAAAAAAGAAAUAAAGUGUACCUAAUAUAAAUUUAUUUAUAUAAAUUAUAAAGUGUAAAGUAUAAAGUGUCAUUCAAGUUAUUGGUGUUAUUGGCUGCCAUCAAGCACUAUUUAUUCCACACCUGCUCUUGGUGGUGCUACUGAUACGUUUGUACGACGAUUAAUCGACACAUAUUUCACACUUGCUCUCAACAAUGCAGCAGAUACGUUUGCGCAACUUUCAUUCGACCCUUAUUCCAUCACUAUUCCACAGUUGCUCUCAGCAAUGCUGGUGAUUCGUUUGCGCAACAUUUAUUCCACUUUUAUUCUGCACGUGCUGUCAGCAAUGCUGCUGAUACGUUUGCGCCACGUUUAUUCCAUCCUUAUUUCACUACUAUUCCACACGUGCUUUCUGUAAUACUGCUGAAACGUUUGCACAAUGCUUAUUCCACUCUAAUUCCACUUUUUCUCCACAAUUGCUCUUAGCUGAUACGGUAGCUUUUAAGCGACCGGUAUUCCACACCUGCUCUUAGCUGUGCUGCUGAUACGUUUGCACAAUGCCUAUUCGACUCUCGUUCCACACUUAAAUAACAACAUGUAGAUGUUGAUUAAAAGCUAGGAAAAAUGUGGGAUAUAACGUUUAAACAACACGCACUUCAGCAAAUUCGCUUAUUCAGCACUGGAUGCUACCACGCAACUCUUAUUCCACACCUGCUCUUUUAACUGCUGCCGUUUUGUUCCUUGGGUAGUUUAUGAAGUACUUUGAUCAUCAGGCACAAUGGUAGAACCAGAACUUACAAGAACGGAAAUAAGUGGUAGGUCCCAAAUUUAAGCAUGGCCAAAAAUCUGUGAUUCUGACAUCUAUGGCUACAGGGUCUAAAAACUACUGAGGCGUCAAGGCGAUUUCGAAAUAUUAAGUGUCAAGACACAAAAUGUGUACAUACACAAAAUCAUCUUCACACAUACAUAAAACACAAACAUACACAUAGAGCACACGUACAUUUCGGUUCUACAUUUUGAUCAAAUUGGAUCGGUUUUAAAGUGUCAAUUCUGAACUCGCAAAGGAUUUGCUUAAUAUUGCUGAUUGCAAGGAAAAUUGUACCAUCCAAAGUGCGCAAUCGCUCAUAAAAGUGCAAUUUUACAUUACAUCGUUUCGGUAUCUUCGGCGCACUUUUCCGUUACAUUCCAAGCAACAAGUGCGUCGAACAGACCGAAACGAUUAAGGCUAAAUAGCAUCUUUAUAAACGCUUGCGCACUUAUUGAUUGGACAAUUUUGCUUGCAAUCACGGGCGAAUAUAUUUACAAUUCUUGCAAACACAUACAAAAGCGAAAAUGAUACAGAAAAAGCGCAUCCGAUGAAUUUAACUAUAAAUAGGACAGGUAAGUUUCUGUUCGAUCCUGUCCGUCUGUGUUAUAUACUCCCCGCAGCUACAACUGCCAAGUUACUACGUCGAAAAGGACUAAUGGCAAUUUAUAUCCUUUAGAUUAUUCAUUUUACAUUAUUUCAUAUCCAGCUUUUUACGAGCCAUAAUAUUUGACAUUUUAGCAAUACAUCGCACGUUUUCUUUCCGUUCGUUUCUUUGGUUUUAUCAUAAAACCGCGAUGUAUUGCUAAAAUGUCAAAUAGUAUGGCUCGUAAAAAGCUGGAUAAGAAAAUGUAUCCACAUUAGCUGAUUCGUGUAUAUGCGUGUCGUCUGUAUUUUGAAUAUUGAGAAUAUAUACGGGAUUUGGACCUUCAAAUCUUUUAUUUUUAUUGAAAUAGAUUGAAAUACAUUAUUUAUUAAAUGUUCGAUAGCUAAGCGGAGGGCGAGUGUGGA
Sabethes cyaneus is the source of this 5556-nucleotide messenger RNA. Its product is annotated as lysosome membrane protein 2-like. The record is from RefSeq and is a predicted model, not a curated record. Gene Ontology annotation, molecular function: scavenger receptor activity. Bases 96 to 1865 code for a protein of 589 amino acids. Gene Ontology annotation, cellular component: membrane; cytoplasm. Lineage: Eukaryota; Metazoa; Arthropoda; Insecta; Diptera; Culicidae. The transcript has 6 exons.